This is a messenger RNA of Varroa destructor (honeybee mite), 2712 nucleotides long. RefSeq names its product arginyl-tRNA synthetase, mitochondrial (gene ArgRS-m). Gene Ontology annotation, cellular component: mitochondrion. The record is from RefSeq and is a predicted model, not a curated record. Gene Ontology annotation, biological process: mitochondrial translation; arginyl-tRNA aminoacylation. Gene Ontology annotation, molecular function: ATP binding; arginine-tRNA ligase activity. NCBI's taxonomy places the organism in Eukaryota, Metazoa, Arthropoda, Arachnida, Mesostigmata, Varroidae.
GCCACACGAACACAGACUCCCUCACACAGACGACAAAACAGGCACGCUGUUGGUCGAAUGCUUUACAGCAGCAGCAGCAGUAGCAGCAGUUGUUGUUGUUUCUGCCGCCACCUUCGCCUUUUCGCUUUACGACAAAUCGGGGUAUGUUUGUAUCGGGGAUUCGAUGCCGGUCACUUCAGCAAGUCGUACUAGAGCAACGAUAACGCGCGAAUAUGCCUCGACAGAAGAUAGAUCUCGAGGCGAAGUGGUCCAAUAGAAAUCGUAGCGAAUUAUACCGUGUGACCGGCUGAAUCGAACCGGGGCACCGGCUAGCCGGAACUACACUACGAUUCCCUUUUGUUAUUAUGGCAGUGUUACUAGCUACUACUGUCGGCAGAAUAUAGCAAUUAAUGGCUGCCGCUAGAAGCUUCCUUCUUCUACUGCCGCUACUGAAACACUCAGCAAAAAGCGAUGCCUACAGUACUGGUGCUGCCACUGGCCGACUGAUAGCGACAACAGCUACGGCGCCAGGUACCACCACAAACAACAACAACAACCUUCGCCUGAGUAUCAACAACAAGCAAUUGCUACCGUCACUCACGCGCAGCCAAACGAAAACAGCGGUAGCAGACGCCACCAGUGAAUAACAACAGCGGGGCGGUGCUACUGUUCUGCUGCUGCCAGCCAGCCGAAAUCGAAGAGCAGAAACCCACGUGGGACGCUGAUACCCACCAACUUAGCAGGAGUAAGUGUACGGUGCGUGCGAGUAAAACGAUUGAAACAGCUGUUUUACACUCUACAGCAUGGGCGUCAGGCAACGUUCACUGCGAUACUUCGGCCAAAAAUUGCGCCUUGCUGAAAAGCUACAGGAACAGGCACGCCAGCAAAAUUUUUCAUCCAGGUCUAUUUUAGGAUGCAUAACAACGACAGCUAAUAAUGUCUACUUCCGACCAGUAAGGAAAAUGGAAACCGCAGAACGUCUAGGCAUACGGGCGGAACGUUUGUGUAUAAAGGCUGAACCUGCUGAAGUGUGUUUAAAAGAUAUUGCUAAUGACCUAUUUAACCAGAAAAACCAGCGAAGGGUGUACGCCGAGAUCAUUCCCAAUCAGAAGAUAGCGAUAGACUUCAGUUCGCCAAAUAUUGCUAAGCCAUUUCACGUGGGCCAUCUCAGCUCGACGAUAAUAGGGAAUUUUAUCUGCAAUUUGAAGCGAGAUAUUGGCGACGAAGUAGUUGGAAUCAAUUAUCUCGGUGAUUGGGGAACACAGUUUGGGCUGCUAAGUGCUGGUUUCCAGCAAUUUGGUGAUGCGAAACGCUUAAAAGAAGAGCCACUUAAACACCUUUUUGAAGUGUAUGUUAAAAGUAAUCAACUUGCAGAGAAAGAUAAGGAAUUCCGCCAGAAAGCACUCGAUGAUUUUGCUAAACUUGAAAUGGGCGAUAAGGAGCUGAGGAAAAUGUGGUUUGAUUUUCGCCACAUCAGUCUUAAAGAGUAUUUUAAAAUAUACUCCAAACUUGGGGUAAAAUUUGACUUGAUACAAGGCGAAUCAUCAUUCCACAUCGAUUCUCAGGAAUUGAUCAGCACGUUAAGAAAACAGAGGUUUCUCGAGGAAAAUAGAGACCUUCAAGGGCUGUACCUGUCCGAAGACACAUUCGUGCCCCUCAUGAAGUCUAAUGGUUCCUCGCUUUAUAUGACACGAGAUAUUUGCGCAGCAAUUUCGCGCCACAAGCAACUGAACGUAAACACUCUGUAUUAUGUGGUCGACAACGCACAAGCUAAGCACUUCUCAGAUCUGCAAAAAUGUCUUGAUAAGAUAAUGAAAGGAUCUAUUCGUAUUGUACAUGUCAAAUUCGGUCGCAUCAAGGGACUAAGCACCCGUGAUGGCCAGGUCGUGCUUCUGGAUGACCUUAUAGAAGAAGCACAGCUUAGAGCUCUUAAAGGAAUGCAGGAAGCGAAUACUACACGGGUCAGUCCUGAGGAAUAUGACAAAAUAUCUCUUGAUCUUGCGUUGACUGCUCUCUACGUGAAUAUGUUGAAAACGCGACGGCAGAAAAACGAGACCUUCGACUGGGAGAAGUGCUUCUCUCUUAAAGGCGACUCUGGCAUUUCGUUGCAAUAUUGUCAUGCCCGUUUGUGCUCAAUUCGUGAAGCGAAUGAGAUUGAACCCAAUUACCACGAGGAGGUCCUCGAUGAAUUUCUACAGGACAGCCACGUCUGUGAGGCAUUGAUUUUGCUUAGCCAGAUGGAGGAAUGUCUGUUGCGAUCCGACGCUACUUUAGAGUCGAGUGAACUUGUGCAGUAUUUGUUCAAGCUCGGGCACGCGAUCAACAAGGCAGUAAAGACAGCCCGAGUAGCGAACGAAAAAAAUUUUAAGUUGGCUGAAACAAGACUGAUGCUGUUUGAUCGACUUAAGGAAAGUCUGGCACAUGGUCUCAAGCUCAUUGGGGCUCGCCCGCUGACGAAGAUGUAGCAUUCCGUUAUUCUGCAACUAUUCACAGGAUAUAAUUGGUGCCUAUACUGACGUAUCUUAUACCAAAGGACGACUUGUAGAUUUUUAGAUGGGAAAUAUGAAAAAUGUUGCGAAACAGUUCAGUAAAAGAAUCGAAGCACGUAGACGUUUUAUACCCAUAUAAGCAACCGAACUAAAAUACUGAAGGCGAACAAACAGUUCAUAAACAUUGUAAAUACUGAAUAAAUUUCAUGGAAAAUUUAGUUAAGCAUUUCCGGGUCAAUUAUUA